AUGGGGGAACUGUUCAGGAGCGAGGAGAUGACGCUUGCCCAGCUCUUCCUCCAGUCUGAGGCAGCCUACUGCUGUGUCAGCGAGCUGGGAGAACUGGGAAUGGUUCAGUUCCGCGAUGUAAGUAACAUACCAGUCAUCUAUCUAUAAAAAAACAUAUUUAACCUUUAUUUAAUUAAACAGGAAGUCCGAUUGUGGUCAGAAGACCUCUUUCCCAAGGGAGACCUGGCCAAGAAUGGCAACUGUGACACCUGUUUCUGUUGUUUGAAUUUUUAGCUCAACCCAGACGUGAAUGUGUUCCAGAGGAAGUUUGUGAAUGAAGUGAGGAGGUGUGAGGAGAUGGACAGGAAACUAAGUGAGUGAUUUCAUAAUAUGUUGAAUGAAUACAUUUUAUUUGACAUAUUUAAUAUACAUAUAGACCUGUGUCAGCCAAGUUAGCCAACAAUACAUAAAAUGUUUUUGAGAAUUAAAAACACAGUAAGUGUUACACAAUAAAGACAUUUCCAUUGUGGUCCUCCCUAUUUCUAGGUGGGUAACAUAAUGGACAGCUUGGACAAAACAUAGCAUAUAAUACCACAUGAAGUACAUGUUUUAAUAAACUCAAUACAAAGUCCCAUCAAGCCCCAAAAUAUUACAUAUACAGUGCAUUCGGAAAGUAUUCAGACCCCUUGACUUUUUCCACAUUUUGUUAUGUUACAGCCUUAUUCUAAAAUUAAAUAUUUUUUUCUCUCUCAAUCUACACACAAAACCCCAUAAUGACAAAGCAAAAACAGGUUUUUAGAAUUAUUUGCAAAUGUAUUAACAAUAAAAACGGAAAUAUUACAUUUACAUAAGUAUUCUGACACUUUACUCAGGACUUUGUUGAAGCACCUUUGUCACGAUCGUCGUUACAGGAAGCGGACCAAGGCGCAGCGUGUGAUACAAACAUGACUUUAUUUUAUAAAGUACUCACAAACCAAACAAAACACGACUCGUGAAGUCCAACGGCUAACACUGACCGUAAAGGAACAAAAACCCACAACACCCACAGGAAAACAUACAGAUUAAAUAUGGCUCCCAAUCAGAGAUAACGAGCCGACAGCUGACACUCGUUACCUCCGAUUGGGAGUCAUUGACCAAACAUAGAAAUGAACUCAACAGAAAUACAAACAUAGAAAUACACCCAAAUAAUGAACACACCCUGGCUCAAAUUAAGAGUCCCGGAGCCAGAGCGUGACAGUACCCCCCCCUAAAGGCGCGGACUGCGACCGCGCCUCAACUAACCAAAACAGGGGAGGGCUGGGCGGGCAUACCUCCUCGGUGGCGGUUCUGGCUCCGGCCUUGAUCCCCACCUCCUCUCCAACCCCCCAAAGUACCCCUGGUCCUGUCUAGCCCCGCCGGCCGGAGCCAGACUGACGACACGCGCCCCUGGCUUGGUGCGUGGAGGACGAACGGGCCUUACCAGGCUGACGACGCGCACCACUGCCUUGGCGCGGGGAGCAGGAACGGGCCGGACCGGGCUGAUGAAGCGCACCCCUGACUUGGUGCGGAGAGCAGGACCGGACCGGACAGGGCUGACGACACGCACCACAGACUUGGUGCGGGGAGCAGGAUUGGGCCGGACCGGGCUGAUGAAGCGCACCCCUGACUUGGUGCGGAGAGCGGGACCGGACCGGACAGGGCUGACGACACGCACCACAGACUUGGUGCGGGGAGCAGGAUUGGGCCGGACAGGGCUGACGAAACGCACCACCAACUUGGUGCGUGGAGCAGGAACAGGUCGGGCAGGGCUGUCGACGCACACCGUAGACCUAGUGCGUGGAGCAGGAACAGGCCGGGCUGGGCUGGCGACGCACACCGUAGUUCUAGUGCGUGGAGCAGGAACAGGCCGGGCUGGGCUGGCGACGCACACCGUAGUUUUAGUGCGUGGAGCAGGAACAGGCCGGGCUGGGCUGGCGACGCACACCGUAGUUCUAGUGCGUGGAGCAGGAACAGGCCGGGCUGGGCUGGCGACGCACACCGUAGUUCUAGUGCGUGGAGCAGGAACAGGCCGGGCUGGGCUGGCGACGCACACCGUAGUUCUAGUGCGUGGAGCAGGAACAGGCCGGGCUGGGCUGGCGACGCACACCGUAGUUCUAGUGCGUGGAGCAGGAACAGGCCGGGCUGGGCUGGCGACGCACACCGUAGGUCUAGUGCGUGGAGCAGGAACAGGCCGGGCUGGGCUGUGGAGACGGAUAGGAGACCUAGAGCGAAGAGCGGCCACCACCCGUCCUGGCUGGAUGCCUACCCUCACACACUCUGCGUGAGGCAUCCGCACAGGACGUACAGGGCUGUGAACCCGUACCGACAUGACAGCACGCGAUACGGGAGCAGGAUAUCCGGGACCGCGGAGAGGCACUGGAGACCUCGAGCGUAGAUCCGGCACACUCCGUCCUGGCUGCAUCCCCCCCUUCGCACGACACGUGCGGGGUGCUUGCACAGGACGUACAGGACUGUGCCGGACCACUCGUGGCACAGUACGCUGCUCCGCACACCGCGGAACCUGCCCCGUCCCACGCUGCCAUGCCUGAGUACGGGAAGUUGGUUCCGCUCUACCUCCAGGCCUCGCCAACCUGCCUUCUGCCUCCCAACACCCGGUGACCACCUCUCCAAAACGUCCUGUAGCAGCCGCCUGCUGCCCAGCCGCCCAAGCCAUGUGCCCCCCCCAAAAAACUUUUAGGGGUUGCCUCUCGUCCUUCCGACGAUGGCCCUGCUGACGCCGUUGCUCCUCUCCUGCCAGGUUCUCCCCCUUCAUCGCCCUCCGGUACCGGACGGCCUCCUCCUGCGUAAUAUGUCCCCAGCCGAGGAGGACAUCCACCAGCGUUCUCUCCUGCGGGUGUUCCGGUAUACGCUGCUUGGUCCUUUUGUGGUGGGUUUUUCUGUCACGAUCGUCGUUACAGGAAGCGGACCAAGGCGCAGCGUGUGAUACAAACAUGACUUUAUUUUAUAAAGUACUCACAAACCAAACAAAACACGACUCGUGAAGUCCAACGGCUAACACUGACCGUAAAGGAACAAAAACCCACAACACCCACAGGAAAACAUACAGAUUAAAUAUGGCUCCCAAUCAGAGAUAACGAGCCGACAGCUGACACUCGUUACCUCCGAUUGGGAGUCAUUGACCAAACAUAGAAAUGAACUCAACAGAAAUACAAACAUAGAAAUACACCCAAAUAAUGAACACACCCUGGCUCAAAUUAAGAGUCCCGGAGCCAGAGCGUGACAACCUUUGGCAGCGAUUACAGCCUCAAUUCUUCUUGGGUAUGACACUAAAAGCUUGGCACACCUGUAUUUGGGGAGUUUCUUCUCUGCAGAUCCUCUCAAGCGCUGUCAGGUUGGAUGGGGAGCAUCGCUGCACAGCUAUUUUCAGGUCUCUCCAGAGAUGUUCGAUCUGGUUUAACUCCAGAGAUGUUCGAUCAGGUUUAAGUCCGGGCUCUGGCUGGGCCACUCAAGGACAUUCAGAGACAUGUCCCCAAGCCACUCCUGUGUUUUCUUGGCUGUGUGCUUAGGGUCGUUGUCCUGUUGGAAGGUGAACCUUCGCCCCAGUCUGAGGUUCUGAGCGCUCUGGAGCAAGUUUUCAUCAAGGAUCUCUGUACUUUGCUCCGUUCAUCUUUCUCUCAAACCUGACUAGUCUCCCAGUCCCUGGUGCUGAAAAACAUCCCCACAGCAUGAUGCUGCGACCACCAUGCUUCACCGUAGGAAUGGUGCCAGGUUUCUUCCAGACGUGACGCUUGGCUUUCAGGCCAAAGAGUUCAAUCUUGGUUUCAUCAGACCAGAGAAUCUUGUUUCUCAUGGUCUGAGAGUCCUUUAGGUGCCUUUUGGCAAACUCCAAGCAGGCUGUCAUGUGCCUUUUACUGAGGAUUGGUUCCGUCUGGCCAUUCUACAAUAAAGGCCUGAUUGGUGGAGCGCUGCAGAAAUGAUUGUCCUUCUGAAAGGUUCUCCCAUCUCCACAGAAGAACUCUGUAGCUCUGUCAGAGUGACCAUCGGGUUCUUCGUCACCUCCCUGACCAAGGCCCUUCUCCCUUGAUUGCUCAGUUUGGCCGGGCGGCCAGCUCUAGGAAGAAUCUCGGUGGUUCCAAAUUUCUUCCAUUUAAGAAUGAUGGAGGCCACUGUGUUCUUGGGGACCUUCAAUGCUGCAGACAUUAUUUGGUAUCCUUCCCCAGAUCUGUCCCUGUCUUGGAGCUCUACGGACAAUUCCUUCGACCUCAUGGCUUGGUUUUUGCUCUGACAUGCAUUGUCAGCUGUGGGACCUUAUAUAGACAGGUGUGUGCCUUUCCAAAUCAUGUCCAAUCAAUUGAAUUUACCACAGGUGGACUCCAAUCAAGUUGUAGAAACAUCUCAAGGAUGAUACAAUGAAACAGGAUGCACCUGAGCUCAAUUUCGAGUCUCAUAGCAAAGGGUCUGAAUACUUAUGUAAAUAAGAUAUUGUUGUAUUUUUAUUUUUUAUAAAUGUGCAAACAUUUCUUAAAACCUUUUUUCGCUUUGCCAUGAUGGGGUAUUGUGUGUAGAUUGAUGAGGAAAAACAUUUAUUUAAUCAAUUUUAGAAUAAGGCUGUAACGUAAACAUUUUUUGCUAAAUGACUAAAAUGUAAAUGUAAAUACCACUCACAGAAUGGGACACAGAUGUCUAUUUCUCCCACAAUGCAGAAACUCACUAGCUUUUUCCCAGAUCUGUUUGUGCAUCUGCCUACUACAUUGUCAUUUUCAAGCAAUUUGCCAUGACAAUUCCAUAAAGAGUUGGCAAGAGAUCAGAAACAGACUGGCAACCAGGGUAGAAACUCACACCUGUAUUGAAUAUUACCUGGUGUUUUGCUUUGCAGGGUUUGUCGAGAAGGAGAUCAAAAAAGCCAACAUCCCAACUGUGGAUACUGGAGAAAACCCUGAAGUCCCCUUCCCUAGGGAUAUGAUUGACCUAGAGGUAUCUAUCCCUGUUUAAUACUGUAUGUCAGUAAUAUGAAAUUAUGAAUGUCAUUGAAAUCAGCCCAAAGAUAGCACAACACAAUUUCACAGAUCAUUUAAUCAUCUCUUUCGCCUUACAAUACUACUCCCCUUACGGAAAAACCACAUGAAUUUCAUGUGAUCACAUGUGAUCUUAUGGGAAGUUAAUGUGAUAACAUGUGAUAACAUUUAAAGCAACAUGUGAAAACAUGGGAUUCUCCACGUGACAUUUUUGUGUAAGGGCCUACCUGACAGUGAAGUGGAACUGUGUAGCAGUUCACCUGCUCUAGCCAAUACCUCUAAGACCCAUGAUGACACUUUACCGGACAUUGGCCAUAAUUAUAAGCUGUAGCUAGGACUCAUGUUAGGGCCCAUGACUGCUUGUUAUUGAGUUGAAUAGGCUAUCCCUUCAAUAAAAAUAAAAACACUAGAACGGGUAUCCUCAUUCAAAUCAAUGGGUCUGUAAUGGGUGUAUCGGCAGCCAUUUUGAAAGUGUACCAAUGGGAGUAAAGCAGGAAGUAAAGGCUAUGUCCAUUCUAGUGAUUCUAAUUCUAUGACCCCUUCUACCAUUUUCUAAUCACGCCCCAUCCCAUCUAAAGCCCAAUCUCAUUGGUUGUCUCCGUUUGAUUGACAGGCCACGUUUGAGAAGCUGGAGAACGAGCUGAAGGAGAUCAAUACCAACCAGGAAGCCCUGAAGAAGAACUUCCUGGAGCUGACUGAGCUCAAGCACAUCCUGCGACGCACCCAGCAGUUCUUUGACGAGGUCAGCGAGUAGCUUCCCGCCAAUAUUUUGGGUGCGUUCCAGGCGGACUAUAUUGCAGAUGCAUGCCAGAUCUCACAACGCCUGGAUAGGUUUUUAACAUAUCAGCUACCCAUAUCAAAUGAUAUAGCAAUUUGAUGACCGACUGCCCAGUCAAUGACAUGGCACACAACCAUUGAUUGAUGCAAUGCAACGUCUGCAAUGUAGUUAGCCUGGAACGGAACCUCUGUUUUGCUCAAUCCCAAAGGGACCCCUACCUCCACAGACACCAGGGUUUGGGGUCAAUUUAAUUCAGUCAAUUCUGGAAAUGAGAAAAUGUGACCUAAUUCCUAGUAGGAUUACUCUCAAAGUAGUAAUUACUAACUACACUACAUGAUCAAAGGUAUGUGGACACCUGCUCGUCGAACAUCUCAUUCCAAAAUCAUGGGCAUUAAUAUGGAGUUGAUCCCCCCUUUGCUGCUAUAACAGCCUCCACUCUUCUGGGAAGGCUUUCCACUAGAUGUUGGAACAUUGCUGCGUGGACUUGCUUCCAUUUAGCUACAAGAGCUUUAGUGUGGUCGGGCACUGAUGUUGGGCGAUUAGGCCUGGCUCGCAGUCGGCGUUCCAAUUCAUUCCAAAGGUGUUCGAUGGGGUUGAGGUCAGGGCUCUGUGCAGGCCAGUCAAGUUCUUCCACACCGAUCUCGACAAAUAAUUUCUGUAUGUACCUCGCUUUGUGCACGGGUGCAUUGUCAUGCUGAAACAGGAAAGGGCCUUCCCCAAAUUGUUGCCACAAAGUUGGAAGCACAGAAUCGUCUAGAAUGUCAUUGUAUGCAGUAGCAUUAAGGUUUCCCUUUACUAAGGGGCCUGUACCAUGAAAAACAGCCCCAGACCAUUAUUCCUCCUCCACCAAACUUGACAGUUGGCAUUAUGCAUUCAGGCAGGUAGCGUUCUCCUGGCAUCCGCCAAUCCCAGAUUCAUCCGUCAAGACUGCCAGAUGGUGAAACGUGAUUCAUCCGUCCAGAGAACGCAUUUCCACUACUCAAGGGUCCAAUGGCGGCGAGCUUUACACCACUCCAGCCUACGCUUGGCAUUGCGCAUGGUGAUCUUAGGCUUGUGUGCGACUGCUCGGCCAUGGAAACCUAUUUCAUGAAGCUUCCGAUGAACAGUUAAGUGCUGACAUUGCUUCCAGAGGCAGUUUGUAACUCGGUAGUGAGUGUUGCAACUGAAGACAGACGAUUUUUGCGCGCUUCAGCACUCGGCGGUCCCGUUCUGUGAGCUUGUGUGGCCUACCACUUCGCGGCUGAGCUGUUGUUGCUCCUAGAUGUUUCCACUUCACAAUAACAGCACUUACAGUUGACUGGGGCAGCUCUAGCAGGGCAGAAAUUUGACGAACUGACUUGUUGGAAAGGUGGCAUCCUAUGACAGUGCCACUUUGAAAGUCACUGAGCUCUUCAGUAAGGUCAUUCUACUGCCAAUGUUUGUCUAUGGACAUUGCAUGGCUGUGUGCUUGAUUUUAUACACCUGUCAGCAACUGGUGUGGCUGAAAUAGCCGAAUCCAAUAAUUUGAAGGGGUGUCCACAUACUUUUGUAUAUAUAGUGAAUCUUAACCAUGUUGUUGCUGGUUUGUGACUCCAGACUAAAUUGCAUCUUCCUCCUAUCUCCAUCAUCAUCAUCUUCCUUACGUUCCACAGAUGGAGGACCCCGCCCUGAUGGAAGAGUCGUCAGCCCUAAUGGAGGGUAACGAGGGGGGCCGGGGAGCACCGCUCCGACUGGGGUGAGACGCACACACACACACACACACACACACACACACACACACACACUGUACAGCAGUUUUCCCAAAGAAACGUCCAAGCCCUCGGGCACUGAAAUUGUCAAUUGAAACCCAUAGAAACCAACGUUUUUUAGGCUUGGGUCUAACAGAGUUAGGUGGCUCGCCCUUCUUGAACAAUGGUAACGGAAACUCUGGUGUGCUAGGAGAUGUACUUCUAACAUACAGUACAUUAGAGUACGCCCUAUAGGGCACUUGAGCUGUACAUUGAAUGUAAUCAACUGUACAAUACACACGCCAUUGAAUGCUGUAAUAUUAUUUUGUAGCCCAAGGAAACAUUUAUUCUAGCUGUGGUGGGGAUCAUUUAAUUCAUGGAUGUCCAAGUCACCCCUUUUUGGCCUAUAGGCAUAUACAGGCAAUUUAAAUGAAAGAUGGUAGUGGAUGGUGUAUUAAAAAACUUCUGGCCUCUUAAUAGGGAUUGAUUUAAAUUAACUUUGAGCCAGGCAUUGAUCCAUGCUUGAUAAUGUCAGGGCUGUGUGUGUGUGUGUGUCAGUAGGUCAAUGGCAGCAUAUGAAGCUGCCACACCGACAAAGCAGGGAGAUUGACACUCAUUAUGACCUAUAGUCACAGUGACAGAACAGCAAACAACUUCAAAUCAAAUCAAAUUGUAUUGGUCACAUACACGUGUUUAGCAGAUGUUAUUGCGGGUGUAGCGAAAUGCUUGUGCUUCUAGCUCCGACAGUGCAGUAAUAUCUAACAAGUAAUAUCUAACAAUUUCACAACAUAUACCCAAUACACACAAAUCUAAGUAAGGAAUGAAUUAGGAAUACAUAUAUGGACGAGCGAUGUCAGAGCGACAUGGACUAAGAUACAGUAGAAUAAUAUAGAAUACAGUAUAUACAGUGGGGAAAAAAAGUAUUUAGUCAGCCACCAAUUGUGCAAGUUCUCCCACUUAAAAAGAUGAGAGAGGCCUGUAAUUUUCAUCAUAGGUACACGUCAACUAUGACAGACAAAUUGAGAAAAAAAAAUCCAGAAAAUCCCAUUGUAGGAUUUUUAAUGAAUUUAUUUGCAAAUUAUGGUGGAAAAUAAGUAUUUGGUCACCUACAAACAAGCAAGAUUUCUGGCUCUCACAGACCUGUAACUUAUUCUUUAAGAGGCUCCUCUGUCCUCCACUCGUUACCUGUAUUAAUGGCACCUGUUUGAACUUGUUAUCAGUAUAAAAGACACCUGUCCACAACCUCAAACAGUCACACUCCAAACUCCACAAUGGCCAAGACCAAAGAGCUGUCAAAGGACACCAAAAACAAAAUUGUAGACCUGCACCAGGCUGGGAAGACUGAAUCUGCAAUAGGUAAGCAGCUUGGUUUGAAGAAAUCAACUGUGGGAGCAAUUAUUAGGAAAUGGAAGACAUACAAGACCACUGAUAAUCUCCCUCGAUCUGGGGCUCCACGCAAGAUCUCACCCCGUGGGGUCAAAAUGAUCACAAGAACGGUGAGCAAAAAUCCCAGAACCACACGGGGGGACCUAGUGAAUGACCUGCAGAGAGCUGGGAACAAAGUAACAAAGCCUACCAUCAGUAACACACUACGCCGCCAGGGACUCAAAUCCUGCAGUGCCAGACGUGUCCCCCUGCUUAAGCCAGUACAUGUCCAGGCCCGUCUGAAGUGCAUUUGGAUGAUCCAGAAGAGGAUUGGGAGAAUGUCAUAUGGUCAGAUGAAACCAAAAUAUAACUUUUUGGUAAAAACUCAACUCGUCAUGUUUGGAGGACAAAGAAUGCUGAGUUGCAUCCAAAGAACACCAUACCUACUGUGAAGCAUGGGGUUGGAAACAUCAUGCUUUGGGGCUGUUUUUCUGCAAAGGGACCAGGAUGACUGAUCCGUGUAAAGGAAAGAAUGAAUGGGGCCAUGUAUCGUGAGAUUUUGAGUGAAACCCUCCUUCCAUCAGCAAGGGCAUUGAAGAUGAAACGUGGCUGGGUCUUUCAGCAUGACAAUGAUCCCAAACACACCGCCCGGGCAACGAAGGAGUGGCUUCGUAAGAAGCAUUUCAAGGUCCUGGAGUGGCCUAGCCAGUCUCCAGAUCUCAACCCCAUAGAAAAUCUUUGGAGGGAGUUGAAAGUCUGUGUUGCCCAGCGACAGCCCCAAAACAUCACUGCUCUAGAGGAGAUCUGCAUGGAGGAAUGGGCCAAAAUACCAGCAACAGUGUGUGAAAACCUUGUGAAGACUUACAGAAAACGUUUGACCUGUGUCAUUGCCAACAAAGGGUAUAUAACAAAAGUAUUGAGAAACUUUUGUUAUUGACCAAAUACUUAUUUUCCACCAUCAUAUGCCAAUAAAUUCAUUAAAAAUCCUACAAUGUGAUUUUCUGGAUUUUUUUUUCUCAUUUUGUCUGUCAUAGUUGACGUGUACCUAUGAUGAAAAUUACAGGCCUCUAUCAUCUUUUUAAGUGGGAGAACUUGCACAAUUGGUGGCUGACUAAAUACUUUUUUUCCCCACUGUACAUAUGAGAUGAGUAAUGCAAGAUAUGUAAACAUUAUUAAAGUGGCUAGUGUUCCAUCCGUCAACACAUUUGUUUUGCACUGUUCCCAUUAGCGCCCAUUGCGUCUAUUAGCCAUUGACGUAGUGGGGUUAAGGGGGAUGUAUGUUAUUAGGCUUUCCCAGAUCAGUUUGUUCUGUAACAACUCAUAUGGUUGUUGUUAUUCCAAAAGGACAAACAGAUCUGGGACCAGGCACCUAUGACAGGAAAAAUGUUACAUGUGACAACCCAGAGGGAUCAUGUACAGUGCAUUUGAUUGGCCAGACCCUGAAAUAUUUUAAUUGGCCGAGCAGGUUUGUUGCCGGGGUGAUCAGCCGGGAGAGGCUCCCUACCUUUGAGAGGAUGCUGUGGAGAGUGUGCCGCGGCAAUGUCUUUUUACGUCAGGCAGAAAUCGAGGACCCCCUAGAGGACCCCACCACGGUCUGUCAUUUAUGUUUUUUAUAUCUUACUUCAUAUUUAAUACAUUUAUUUUGUUUUUGUUUUGUGUUUUGUCUUGUAAGUUUGUUCUUAUUCUCUACUGUCUUUCGAUUCUUUGUUUAUGUAUUUUUUUAAAAACGUUAUUAUGUAUACACACCUGUCUGUGAUCUGAGCGCCUAACAGGAAGAAAAUGAUAAACUAUAAAAAAGCUGGUUAAAAUUGUUUUUUUUUUCUUUUUUUUCUUUGACACACCAAUAAAGACGAGAAAUAUGGAAACGUAUACACACCCAAGUUUGUGCAACCAAACACCCAAUGAGCCAGGACAACAACAACAAAAAGGAAAUCUCCGUUGUUCAAUCAUUUGUUCCAACGACAGUCACUGCUUGAUUGGUGAGAUGAUUUACUAUUUCUCUCUUACAGGGCGACCAAGUCCACAAGUCAGUCUUCAUCAUCUUUUUCCAAGGCGAUCAGCUGAAGAACAGAGUCAAGAAGAUAUGUGAGGGGUAUGUCACCACCACUAGUCAGUUCCCAGUUCCUCCAUUCAUUUAGCAUUUGAGUGCUGUCAGAAAUUUGGAUAUAUGAGUUCCCGACUCGGAAAUAACCACUAGAACAACCCUUUAAGUCGGGAAACUUGGGCCAGAAUGAUGAUACCCGAGUUUAUGAGUUGUGAUGUUUCAUUAUCUGAUCACGGAACAUUUAAAUGGGAAUAUCUGUUCUAGUCAUUAUAAUUAUAUGGUUACCCUCAGUAUGUGAACUGUUGGUUGUGUGUUCCAGGUUCCGGGCCUCCCUCUACCCCUGCCCCGAGACUCCCCAGGAGAGGAAGGAGAUGGCCGCGGGGGUCAACACCCGUAUUGACGACCUCCAGAUGGUAUGCAAGACAAUGAACACAGUAAAAUAGUGUCACUUAACAAUUUACUGCAGUGGGCAAAAUCAGGGACACACAGUGUUUCUUGGUAGUCAAACAAAUCUACUUUGAAACAAAGGUAUACACCUCACACACAUGGUUAUGGGCUUAAUAAAAAGAAGACACCAGUACCAUGUCAGAUAUAGUUGAAAUGUAUUCCAUUUUGGGUUUGCAUGCCGAUAUUAUACUUUAUGUACAUCACACAAGACUGAAAAAUAACAAAAUAGUUUGACAUAGAAACACCAAAUUUUCAGCGUUACAUUUUUUAAAUGUUUAUUAAUUGCGAAAUGAUUAAGCAUAUUAAUAACAUUCCACCCAUGAGGCCACUAGAGGGCGAUUUGGUCCUUUAACUGCAAGUACUACAGGAGGAGUUGUGACUCUGAUGCAAUCCUAAUAUGGACACCGUACCUAGGGGUAGGCAACUAGAUUCAGCCGGGGGACGAUUUUUGGAUGAGCUGAUGGUUGGGGGCUGCAACAUAACAAUAAUUUCAAACCUUAAUUACGUUGAGACACGAUUACAUAUCAAUUUUUUUAUUCGUGGGAAUAUUUGGGAACAGAGUUCCUAAAUUAAACUUAUUUUUAGCUGGUGAUUUUACCGUUUUCUUUUACACAAAACUAAAAUCAAAAUCAACAGGCGUCCCGUGGGCCGUCUGUUGCCAACCCCUGCCGUACACAUAGACCAAAUAAGUGCCACCUACUGUAGAUUUUCAUAUGGUCGAGCUGAGUAAAAACACCCAAAGCUUGUGAUCUCCUUGAGCCUGUAUGGCUACUAAACUUUCUGUAUUCAUGCAAUCAACAACAAUACAUCAUUGUCUGACAGAAAACAACAAAAUAUAUAUAUUGCACUGACCUGGGCCUUGACCUGAAACACACGUCCUUCGAAAGUUCAGGUGUAGUGGGUGUCUCAAGUCAGACAUUUCUGAUGUAACCCUUCUCCUUUCAACUUGAAGUUAGAAAGUUGAAGUUAGAAAGUUCAUACAAUUUCUAUUUGGCAUGCAACAGCCUAAACAAGUAAUCAUAUACAGUAUCCUCAUAUGAGAAAUUCCCCAUUUUAGACGUCGGUCCUCUGUGUAUGAUGACAUCUACCUGAAUGAUUUAUGGUUUUAGUCAUUAACAUAGACAUUACAGACAUAUUUUUUAAAGAAUACUAAAGAUACACAAAUGUACACUAAUAAAAUAAAAAAGUCUGUGUGUGCAUCUUUCAGUUACACGUAGAUGUCAGUACACAAAAAAAUGUGUAAUAGAGCUAAGCACAGGUAAAAUCAAAUCAAAUCAAAUUGUAUUUGUCACAUGCGGCGAAUACAACAGGUGAUAUGCUUAGUUACAAGCCUUUAACCAACAAUGCAGUUCAAGAAAUAGAGUUAAGAAAAUAUUUACUAAAUAAAAUAAAGUAAAAAAUAAAAUAAAAAGUAACACAAUAAAAUAACAACAACGAGGCUAUAUACAGGGGGUACCGGUACCGAGUCAAUGUGCGGGGGUACAGGUUAGUUGAGGUAAUUUGUACAUGUAGAUAGGGUUAAAUUGACUAUGCAUAGAUAAUAAACAGUGAGUAGAUAGUCCGGGUGGCCAUUAAUUGUUCAACUGUCUUAUGGCUUGGGGGUAGAAGCUGUUAAGGAGCCUUUUGGACCUAGACUUGGCGCUCCGGUACCGCUUUCCGUGCGGUAGCAGAGAGAACAGUCUAUGACUUGGGUGACUGGAGUCUUUGACAAUUUUUUGGGCCUUCCUCUGACACCGCCUGGUAUAUAGGUCCUGGAUUGUCUCAUGGCUUGGAGGUAGAAGCUGUUAAGGAGCCUUUUGGACCUAGACUUGGCGCUCCGGUACCGCUUUCCGUGCGAUAGCAGAGAGAACAGUCUAUGACUUGGGUGACUGGAGUCUUUGACCAUUUUUUGGGCCUUCCUCUGACACCGCCUGGUAUAUAGGUCCUGGAUGGCAGGAAGCUUGGCCCCAGUGAUGCAGUGGGCCGUACGCACUACCCUCUGUAGUGCCUUACGAUCUCAUGCCGAGCAGUUGCCAUACAAGGCGGUGAUGCAACCGGUCAGGAUGCUCUCGAUGGUGCAGCUGUAAAACAUUUUGAGGAUCUGGGGACUCAUGCCAAAUCUUUUCAGUCUCCUGAGGGGGAAAAGGUGUUGUCGUGCCCUCUUCACAACUGUCUUGGUGUGUUUGUACACCAAGGAACUUGAAACUCUCGACCUGCUCCACUACAGCCCUGUCAAUGUUAAUGCGGGCCUGUUCGGCCCUCCUUUUCCUGUAGUCCACGAUCAUCUCCUUUGUCUUGCUCACAUUGAAGGAGAGGUUGUUGACCUGGCACCACACUGUCAGUCUCUGACCUCCUCCCUAUAGGCUGUCUCAUCGUUGUCGGUGAUCAGGCUUACCGCUGUUGUGUCGUCAGCAAACUUAAUGAUGGUGAUGGAGUAGUGCAUGGCCACGCAGUCGUGGGUGAACAGGGAGUACAGGAGGGGACUAAGCACGCACCCCUGAGGGGCCCCAGUGUUGAGGAUCAGCGUGGCAGAACGGUUGUUGCCUACCCUUUCCACCUGGGGGCGGACCAUCAGGAAGUCCUGGAUCCAGUUGCAGAGGGAAGUGUUUAGUCCCAGGGUCCUUAGCUUAGUGAAAAGCUUUGUGGGCACUAUGAUGUUGAACGCUGAGCUGUAGUCAAAUGAACAGCAUUCUCACUUAAUUGUUCCUUUUGUCCAGGGGGGAAAGGGCAGUGUUGAGUGCGAUUGAGAUUGUGUCAUCUGUGGAUCUGUUGGGGCAGUAUGCGAAUUGGAGUGGGUCCAGGGUUUCUGGGAUAAUGGUGUUGAUGUGAGCCACAACCAGCCUCUCAAAGCACUUCAUGGCUACUGACGUGAGUGCUACGGGGCGGUAGUCAUUUAGGCAGGUUACCUUCACUUUCUUGGGCACAGGGACUAUGGUGGUCUGCUUGAAACAUGUAGGUAUUACAGACUUGGUCAGGGAGAGGUUGAAAAUGUCAGUGAAGACACUUGCCAGUUGGUCCGCGCUUGCUCUGAGUGCACGUCCUGUUUGAUGGUUCGUCUGAGGGCAUAGCGGGAUUUCUUAUAAGCGUCCGGAUUAGUGUCCCGCUCCUUGAAAGCGGCAGCUCUAGUCUUUAGCUCGGUGCGGAUGUUGCCUGUAAUCCAUGGCUUCUGGUUGGGAUAUGUACGCACGGUCACUGUGGGGACGACGUUGUCGAUGCACUUAUUGAUGAAGCCGGGACUGAGGUGGUAUACUCCUCAAUGCCAUUGGAUGAAUCCUGGAACAUAUUCUAGUUUGUGCUAGCAAAACAGUCCUGUAGCGUAGCAUCCGUGUCAUCUGACCACUUCCGUAUUGAGCGAGUCAUUGGUACUUCCUACUUUAGUUUUUGCUUGUAAGCAGGAAUCAGGAGGAUAGAAUUAUGGUCAGAUUUGCCAAGUGGAGGGCGAGGGAGAGCUUUGUAUGCGUCUCUCUGUGUGGAGUAAAGAUGGUCUAGAGUUUUUUUCCUCUGGUUGCACAUGUGACAUGCUGGUAGAUAUUAGGUCAAACGGAUUAAAGUCCCCGGCCACUAGGAGUGCCGCUUCUGGAUGAGAAUUUUCUACGAAUAAUAUAGAUGAAAACUCUCUUGGUAGAUAGUGUGGUAGAAGAAAACCUGGUUCAGUCUGCUUGCCAACAGACACCUUUCUGCAGGACAAUAACCUAAAACACAAGGUCAAAUAUACACUGGAGUUGCUUACCAUGACGACAUUGAAUGUUCCUGAGUGGCCUAGUUACAGUUUUGACUUAAAUCUGCUUGAAAAUCUAUGGCAAGACUUGAAAAUUGCUGUCUAGCAAUUAUCAACAACCAACUUGAUAACGCUUGAAGAAUUAAAAAAAGUAUAAUGUGCAAAAAAUUGCUAACAUUUCUAAAAAUAGGUUUUCACUUUGUCAUUAUGGGGUAUUGUGUCGAGAUGGGUGAGAAAAACUAUCGAUUUAAUCCAUUUUGAAUUCAGGCUGUAACACAACAGAAUGUGGAAUAAGUCAAGGAGUAUGAAUACUUUCUGAAGGCACUGUAUGAGAUGGAUUGGAGUUCCAUGCAAUCAGGGCCCAUGAACAGCUAACCAUACACUGUGUGUGUCCCAAAUGGUACACUAUUCCCUAUUUAGUGCACUACUUUUGACAAAGGCCCAAUAGGGUGCCAUUUGGGACGCAUCCACUGUGUUCGCUGGUAAGGGAGGGGCAAUCAUUGUACUCUCUACCUAACCAAACAUCUCAAUGGUGGCGUUCCUGCCUGACUACAUUGCAGAUGCCUGCCAGAUCUCUCAAUGCUUGGAUAGACGCUUACACAUCAAAUAACCACAUCAUAUAAUAUAGCAAUCUGAUUCCCGACUAUGCAGUCGAUGGUGUAGCGCAUAAUCAUUGGUUGAUGCGAUGCAACGUCUUUCAGGUAGGAACGCAACCCUUCACUGUUGCCAGUGAGGGAGUUAUCCAGUUACCCCUUGUUCCGUUCUCAGGCUUGCAUUUGCCAAUACAUCAUUCUUGUUACACAGGGCUUUUGUGUUUGUUUUGUGACAGUGUUGCAUGCUAAUCAACAACAUAUGCAAUGUCAAUCAUAACUUGUCCCAGAAAGCACGACAGGAUGUGUGUGCUUUUGUUAAACACUCCCUGGAUACUGUUGGUUUAAGUCACAAAACGUUCUCGAUGUGGGGAUGUGCACAUGUGCAGUAUCUCAGUACUAGUCGGUAGAGGUAUUUCGCCUUGUAUAACAAUAAUUGUGUUGAACUCUAUCCUUAAAAAAAAAGAAUGUGGUUCUGCUUGAAAGGGAAAACCCUCUGUCCUCCUCUAACCCUGCCCUCCAGUGGAGUCACCGUGCACAAGCUUUAAAUAAUAUAUAAAAACAUCAUACUGGACGUGUCCGAAAUCUGUCUUGCCUAUUACUUACUAAAACUACAUACUGUGUACUAAUCGUACUACAUACUAUUUAGAACGUACUGUUUAGUCAAAAUGAAUGCAGUAAGCAACAAAUAUCAACAUACUAGGCUCACCGUUCCUUAGAAUGCGUCAUCUAAUGUGCAAUUGCGUUGAUUCCCGCAAUUCGUUCAUUUGGUUACAGCGCAUCCCCUUGUCUCAUUAUCAGCUGACUAUCAGCUGUUGUCAAACACACAUGCCUGGAAAGACGAUUCUGUUCCUCAAAAGAUGAAAAGCCGAAGUGAGUAUAACAUCCUGGCAUUUAAAGCAUACUCUAAUUUGGAAAUUUCAUAUACUAUAAAACUUUCUAUUUUCGCAUACCUAAAAUGCCUACUAUUUCGAACGCAAUAAUGGGUAUUCGGACACGGCCUAUAUCUGAACCAACUGAGGCCUGAAGACUUGCGUUAGCUUCCCCGAGAUAAUACCUACUACCUAGGCUUAGCUAACACCAUCAUGUUGGCUGUGCAGGUCCAGAACCAGAUGGACAUUUUUCAUAAUUUAAUCAUUAGUCUGCACCAACGACCUAAAGACUUGCGUUAGCUCCCCCGGAAUAAUACCUAGGCUUUAGCUCAGAGGGCUAACAAAACUCUAUUUUCUCCCUUGCAGGUGUUGAACCAGACGGAAGACCACAGACAGAGGGUGCUCCAGGCUGCAGCCAAGACAAUGAGGGUGUGGUUCAUCAAGGUUAGGAAGAUGAAGGCCAUUUACCACACGCUGAACCUGUGCAACAUCGACGUCACCCAGAAGUGCCUGAUCGCCGAGGUGUGGUGCCCUGUAUCUGACCUGGACUCCAUCCAGUUUGCCCUGCGCCGAGGAACGGUGAGUCGGGUCUGCAAAUCAGAAUGAUUAGAGCUCCGAGGCAGGAAGAUCCUUUUAAUUAAUGACCUCACUUCCUGUUGUUGUUUUGAUGCUGUAAAUUCUGAAUUUCAUACAAGAUGACGAUAUAGGAUAAAGUACUUUGCAUUCUUUAUGAACACCAUUGUAUUUGAGUCGAAUAGAAAUACUUGGAAUUGGACAGAAAUCAUAACAAAGGGAGAAAUUAUAUUGCUAGAUAUCAAAUACAUACAGUAUAUCAUUAUGCAAUUUGUUUUGCCAGGCAAACUAAGCUAACUGCACACAUAUCAAUUUUCACCAGUUCACCCAGAGGUCUAUGGAAAGUACUCUUUCUGUACCCAGUUCUUAUCUAAAGCUAAAUGAAAUUACAGGAAUAGGCAAACGUUGAUGUAAUGUUAUCAUGUAGCCAAAUACAACAAUGGUUCUGCCCAGUCUGUGGUCUGCAAAACUGACCUGGUGUCUGUUCCUUCUGCCAUUACUCAUUGGUCUUCGUGAUGUGGCAGCCUCCUCACUGAGUCAUCUGAAAAUAUGAAAAUGGUGUUUGUGUAUUGGCUGUAUCAGGUUUGUAAUGGGCUUGCAAAGGUGAAUUGGCAUUUGUCAGGUAAUUCUGGUAUAGGGUGGUUGCCCCUAGAUGCUGAUCUUGGGUCAGAUUUGCAUUUUCCUCACUAAUGGUUAAGGUUAAGAUUGUGGGAAGGGAAGCUGAUCCUAGAUCUGUACCUAGGGCAAACUUCACCCCGUAGCGGUGACUCUUUGGCUUGGUGUGUUUUACAGGAGAGGAGUGGCUCCACAGUGCCCUCCAUUCUCAACAGGAUGACCACCAAGCAGACUCCGCCCACCUUCAACAAGACCAAUAAGUUCACCUCUGGAUUCCAGAACAUUGUGGACGCCUACGGGAUCGGAAAUUACCGAGAGAUCAAUCCAGGUGACAUACAAGUCCACACUGUGUGCCUCUGUGUUGUUGUUGUUGUGUCUUUCUGUCGUCGUUGUUGUGUCUAUGUGUGCUGUUGUGUCUAUAUGUGUUGUUGUGUCUUUCUGUCAUUGUUGUUGUUGUUGUUGUGUCUAUGUGUGCUGUUGUGUCUAUGUGUGUUGUUUUGUCUGUCUGUUUUGUUGUGUCUAUAUAACUGUUAUGUCUCUGUGUGUUAUGUCUCUUGUGUUGUUUUGUCUCUCGUGUUGUUGUGUCUUUCUCUGUAUCUUGUUGUUGUUUUCCCCCAUGUCAUUGUGUUGUGCUGUCCACUGCACUGUGUCUUACUGUGUGCUCCUUCCUACAGCACCGUACACCAUCAUCACUUUCCCCUUCCUGUUUGCGGUCAUGUUCGGGGACAUGGGUCACGGUGUGCUGAUGACCUGCGCCGCCCUCUACCUGGUCAUCCGAGAGAGCCGCAUCCUCUCGCAGAAGACUGACAACGAGGUAUGGCCCACCAAGAGUGCCGAUGACAUUGGGUGCGUCCCAGUAAUAUCUCCUUUCUCCUGAAGUGUGCACUACUUCCCACAAACCUAAAAGCAUUGGAUUGGGGGAGGAAUGGGCUAGAGGGAGGUUCCACCAUGUUUCUUAUACCACUCAGUUCCUUUAAAGUCAGUGAAGGGAUGUGAGCAAGUGCACACUUUGGGAGGAAGGCGAUAAUUAGGCCAAUGUAUUGUAGAUUUCAUUUGGCAAACUACCCUCUCUUGUACAGUAGGCUACAGUACAUAACUUUGGCCAAUUUAAGUAAUGUUUUAGUGUUUGAUGUAGUUGAGUGUUGAAUGAUGGUUGGUACAGGCGUUGAUGGAUGCAGACAUUCUUUACCAGGUGAGGCCACGGUCGUGUUCAUUAGGGUACGCAACAGAAAACAUUUUCCAACGUUUUGCAAAGGGAAAUGAAAAUGAGUGUUUCUUAUUGGACUGGUCCAGGUAGUCGCUCUCUGUUUCAGUCCGUUUUCUUCCUUUCUGUGCUCAAUGAACAUGACCCAGGUCAGUGCUCCAAUGUGUGUUCAUACUCUCCCUGCCCUGGCAGAUGUUCAACAUGAUAUUCGCUGGACGCUACAUAAUCCUGCUGAUGGGAAUCUUCUCUGUCUACACCGGUAUCAUCUACAACGAUUGCUUUUCCAAAUCCCUCAACAUGUUUGGCUCCGGUUGGAGUGUCCGGCCCAUGUUCAGCCCCAAGGGAGCCAACUGGACGUAAGUUAUCCGUCGAUCAGUCAGUUAACUGUCCAAACUAUAAAUCCAUCAAUAACCAACCAAUCACUCACGCGAUUUCGCGACAGCCAAUUGGGAGAGGGCAGUUCUUGGUAACAAGCUUUGACAUUAGCUAACAACAAAAGGAUACACACACUACGGGAGAUCUCCAAAGCUCGAUUGCUGUUUAACGCAUUGUUCAAAAACAAUACUCAAACUUUCAUACCGGUUAAUGUAGUAGCAGGGUCAUUCCACAAAAUGAGUCCUUUCUGUGUAGUAUAACCUGGUGAAAACAUUUUAAUUAACCUAAUUUUAUAAUUCUGUCAUGACGAGCGGAUGUUAAACUCGUCUGAAGUUGGUAACGCUGAUGUGCCAACUUCUGUCUGUAGCGUCCGAACCGUUUGAGAUACAAACUAAUAUGACCCCACUAUGGAAAGGGGAGACAUUUCUCAGUUUUUGCUCUAAUGACCCCCACGGGACUCGUCUGAAGGUAACCCAUUCAAACGAAUGUAAGUAUGGAGGUAGUUUUGUGGCAACAAAAAUAAGGGGUUAAAUAUGUGUCCAAAAAAACAAAAAUAUUUUCCUGAACUUUCUUAUAUCUCCUAGAUAUAGGACAGACACAUCAAAACCUUAUUCCUUAUGAUUUAUUUUUUGACUGUCUUUUUUGCCAUUUAUGAAUGUGUAAUUCAAUGUAUUUCUAGGCGCUACAGUAGUAAAGGCCAAAUUCAAUAUUUGAUCAAAUAAUAUUUUAUUUUAUUAUUAUUAUUAUAAAAAAAUUUUGCCCCUUUUUCUCCCCAAUUUCAAUCUUGUCUCAUCGCUGCAAAUGCCUCCUGUGCUCCCCAAAGGGCACAGGAGGCGAAGGUUGAGUCAUGCGUCCUCCGAAACAUGACCCGCCAAACCGUGCUUCUUUACACCUGCCCGCUUAACCCGGAAGCCAGCCGCACCAAUGUGUCGGAGGAAACACCGUUCAACUGACGACCGGGGUCAGCCUGCAGGCGCCCGACCCGCCACAAGGAGUCGCUAGAGCGCGAUGAGCCAAGUAAAGCCCCCCCGGCCAAACACUCCCCUAACCCUAAUAUUGGUGCACGUUCCAGCAAUGCAUAAUAUAAACCCCUUAUGUAUACUGUAUGUCAAUGAUAGCAACACUCUGCAAAUUGUUCACUUCGAUUGUCUAUAAUCUAUCUAGGUUUGAAACUCUCAAUGAAAAUAAGGUGCUGCAGCUGGACCCAGCCGUGCCAGGUGUCUUCAAUGGCCCCUAUCCACUGGGUAUAGACCCGGUAAGUCUUUCUGUCUGUCUGACUAUUAUAUUGUCCGUCUCUCUGUCUCUCUGUGUCUGUCUUUCUGUCUAUCUAUCUGCACCUACCGGGAGUCGUACAAUGAGAGCCAGUGUGUGCCACUUAAAAAUAUGGAUUUGCUUGCGUCUACCUCUCUUUAUCUAUGCCUCUUCUUUGUGAUCUUCAGAUCUGGAACAUUGCCACCAACAAGUUGACCUUCCUCAACUCCUUCAAGAUGAAGAUGUCUGUGAUCCUGGGAGUGAUCCACAUGAUGUUUGGCGUCUCUCUCAGCCUGUUCAACCACCUGUACGUACCCCUCUGUGUUUAAUGCUGUAUGUGUCUGUAUGUCCUUUUACCUGUAAACCAGAGCGCCAAAGACAAAGGUCCAUUUGUGAAAACGUAAUGGACAAUAAUGUUGUUCUCUUCUCCUCUUCUCAUAUCUUCUGUUCUCUUACUGUGGGCCAGGUACUUCAAGAAGCCCCUGAACAUCUUCCUGGGCUUCAUCCCUGAGAUUGUCUUCAUGGCCAGCCUGUUCGGCUACCUCAUCAUCCUGGUCUUCUACAAGUGGACAGCCUAUGACGCUUUCACCUCCAAGGACGCGCCCAGCCUUCUCAUUGCCUUCAUCAACAUGUGUCUCUUCAACUACGGCGACGUCACGAACAAGCCUCUCUACCGGGGACAGGUGUGACCGGGGGACCCUUCCCUCCCUCCCUCCUUCCCUCUGUCUCUCCUAGGUACUCUGGUCCCUUUGCUGCCCAGUGGAAUAUGGGGCUGGGUCUCAAUAGUGACUCAAAAUGUUACUUCCUCUCCUCGCCUUCUUUCUUUCAUCUGCUCCCAUCAGAAAGAACUUAACAGAUGAGAAGAUAGACCCUUGAGGUGUGCCUGUUACGACGUGCCUGUUCUCUCUCUCGCUCAGACCAGUACAAUCGAAGGAACAGGAAAGGAGGUCACUAUUCUAGGCUAUUGGGGCGCAGCCAGGGUCCCGGAGAGCGAGUUAGCAUUUGUCUCUGAUAAGGAUCCAUGUCCCCAAUAUGUUGUCUGUUAACGUUCUCUCUGUUUGUCAUCUAUAGAUGGGGAUCCAGAUUGUUUUGGUGCUGAUUGCCCUUGCAUGUGUUCCCUGUAUGCUGAUAGUGAAAACUAUGGUGCUUCGGCGCCAGCACCUGUGGAAAAAGCACCUGGUAUGUUCAUCAGAUCUAACCUUUAACCUUUACGACUCUUGUUGAUGACCUGUUUUCUUUCGCUUUUUUCGUGGCCAUUAAUUUCUAUGGACUGUAUGUUGUAUUUCUGUAAUGUCGUGCUUGGUUGUGUUUUGCCAUACAAUGAUGCUUAAAGCAUGCCUUGGAAAAGCUGUGAAGUAAAACAAGUUGAUUUACUUUGCUAUAUUUUGAUAAAAGAUUACAAAGAGAUUAGAAAUCAUAAGCUGCAUGUAAAACAUUUUAUUUAUUUUGUUAUUUGAUUAACACAGGGCUAGCUUUGCUUGUUUGGCAUAUUAGGGGCACCUAACAAGUCUACAAUUUGUACAAUAUUCCCCAUAAUUUAAAAUGUUUUCUAUAUAUUUUACAUGGAUUUUUUUCAACGUUUUGUACAUUUAUUUUGCAUACAUCAUUUUAAUUUUUGCAUAUAUUUUACAUAUUUUUUAUAUCGAUCCGCUUGUUGGGUGCCCCCCUAAGUGCCAAACGCAAACGUAACACCCCAAGGCGUGCUUUAAGCCAGACACAGAUCUUGUGGCUUUUGUAUCUAGUCACAGAAGAGGGAAGAAUGCCCUGCAGAGAAUCUAGAGCAAUCUUUAGAGCAAACAGGCGUGUCCUCAUCAACCGGACUCACCCAACAGGGCACACAGAAAUUUGGAGGGGUGCGGGUGGGCAACGGGCCCACGGAGGACGAAGCUGGCAUCAUGGACCACGACGCGCUCUCACAGCACUCUGAGGAUGGAGACGAGGUGAGCCAAGGGGUUAACUGACUACGUUCUUUCAGACAUUUUAGCUCUGAAGUACCAUAUUUUCAUUCUGAAAGAUCAUACAUUUUUUUCAGAGCUGGAAAUCUGUCAUCUGUUUUUCUCUCAGUUUAGAAUAGAAUCUUAUCUCUUUUCCCAUUUCGGACAUUUCUUCCUUCUGCCAUUCUAAAACAUGGAUUAUUACCUUUCUCAUUUUCAAACGUUGUAUAUCUUUCUCAUUACAAAUCACCACAUUCCUCUCUCAUUUGAAAUCGUCCCAUUCUUUAUCACACCAUUUAAGACCUCUCGUUCAUAGCCACAGUAUAGAACACUGGAUCUUCCUCUCAAACCAUUUGAAACCCUUUAAAUUAAUGAGUCUGUGGACCUUUACGGCAUUUGUGGUUACGGCAUUUGUGGUAUCUUUGCAGACUACUACACGUACUGCCUCACUCUAUUCCUUAUGCAGCAGCUCUGAUUUUCUAUAGCCUGUCACAGCUACACAAAACCCAUUAAUUUACCCUCACUACAUCAUCUUCCUCUUAGACGUUUGUAUCAAAUAGCAGCGCUUUUUUCUGUGUGUUGUUGAGUGAAGGGGGGAAUGUGGGCACAAGUGAGGAGAGGGGGGAUGGAAUGGAAGAGAUAAGAAAUUGAUUUUCCGCUUCACAGUGGGUUCAGAAAAGUAAACAGUGAGGUGAUUUUGCAUGAGAACCAGCCUCAGUGAGUCAUUGCAUUAGGGAAUGGAAUUUGGAAAAUAUUGUUUGAGUCAGAGGUUCUGGGGUUUUUCAUGAAGGCCUAAUGUUACAUUAUAAAUCCUGGUAAGAGGUUUGUUUUUACGGAGAAAGUGUACUUGAUAGUCCUAUAAGAGUAUACUUUGAUGAUUUCUUAUGAAAAGGUUUGGAGGUUUACUAAAAAUAGCUGGCUUGUUUUGUAAUACCAACUAUGACUACUAUGAAAUGUGAUCAUGCACUGUGUUCAAGAUGAUAUAACUUCAAUGUGGGUGUUGGGAGCAUCUUUAAAAAUUGAAAAUAAAUCACUGGAAGUCCAACCAGGCAUUCUCUGGCACCUCUUCCGAAAGUUUAAACAUUUAGCAAAAAUGCUGGAUUAACUGAAAGUGUUAUUUUGUUGUCGCAAAGAGCCAUUGCAUGUAAUGUAAUGCAUGCUAUUCAUUUCUUAGUGAUCAUUUUUGCCAUCAUGAUAGUCAUAUAACAAAUUGCUUCCUGAACCCUGCCACUAACCUUUGACCUCUGCUUACUUUCAAGCAUGCAGAGGAGGAACCGGUAAGAGCCAGGCCGUGCAUCCCAGCAUGCUGUGCGUCUGUCUGUCCCCAAUGGCAGUAUUCUGUUUACCCAACCUGCCUAUCUACCCACUCUCUGUCAACUGCCCAAGAAUGGUGUGUGUGUGUGUGUGUGUGUGUGUGUGUGUGUGUGUGUGUGUGUGUGUGUGUGUGUGUCAAGGCAAGUCUAUCAAAACCAGUUUUGAUUGGAUUCCCUUUCAUUAACUGACAUUUAGCCAUGCUGGUCUACCAUCUGAUUGCUCACUUUUAAUUUUUUUCUCUAGCUCCUCACCAGUCCUCAGUCCAUCCUUCCCCACCAAUGUGAAUUGAGAUAUCAAAAAGGCAUAAUUUUGCUGUGCUGUAAUGUUUUGCUAUUGAUAUCAGGAUGUUGGAUGAAAACCAUUAUCCGAGCUAUUCGGCUCCUUCCAUUUGCCAUUACAACAUGUACUGUACAGGAGUGUUGUUUUCCUUAGCAAAUCAUGUUGGAAGCCCUUUUCAAGUAGAACAAUGAGAGCCAGCGCCGGCUUUUCCGUGAACUGUGGGCCGAUCGAAGGACAAAAGAGAGGGAUGGAAAAAGGAAGCCUUGCCCUUGCCAAGCUAAACUGAAUGAUUUUGAUUCUCAUGUUUUUCACAUCUCAUACACAAGGGAAGAAAGCCACAUUACCAGUAGUUAUGGAUAGAUUAGAUAAAGCAACCUAAUGAGGUACGAUUCACUCAGUAUGGAAUUACAGCAUACUUACAGUCAACUGUAAAGUGAAUUUGAACAGCACCAGCCAGAGUCAUGUUCAGUAGGGCACACUGUAACAAAAACUUUUUGCAAUGGAAAACGAAAAUCUUUGUUUUUAUUAGACAAGCUCAGGUUUCUUUCCUUUUUACUCUCUUUCAAAUCGUUUUUCUUCUGUUUUGUUCCUACUGACCAUGACCAAGCCUAGGUCUGUGUAGCUUCCAGUGGAAUGACCAUUGUUAAUAGUAGACAUCUAGUUUCCAGUGGAAAGAGCAUUGAUCUUAGAAUGCAUCCCUGAUGCGCACCUCCUCUCUCUGCAGUUUGACUUUGGAGAUGUGGCGGUCCACCAGGCCAUCCACACCAUAGAAUACUGCCUGGGCUGCAUCUCCAACACUGCCUCCUACCUGCGACUCUGGGCCCUCAGUCUGGCCCAUGCACGUGAGUGUUACACACUACACACACGUGAAUAUACUGUGCACAUGCAUCUACGUACUCUGUGUACCUAGAAAUGCGCGCAUGCACACACACACAGAAUAGACACACACUCAUAACACAAGCAUAAUGCACAUGCAAUACUGUUCACUUUGAUCUCUCAAUUACUCAAUCAUGCACAUACUACAUUAAGACAAGAGGGUUGACACUAAUUGGUGGAUAACGACCUACUGGUAGAAGGAACACCGUAUAUCUCUCACUCCUCACCUCCCUAUCUCCUGUCUGUCUCCUUUCUUUCUUUCUUUCUUUCUUUCUUUCUUUCUUUCUUUCCUCUUUCUUUCUUUCUUUCUUUCUUUCUUUCUUUCUUUCUUUCUUUCUUUCUUUCUUUCUUUCUUUCUUUCUUUCUUUCCACAGAGCUGUCGGAGGUGCUGUGGACCAUGGUGAUGCACCUGGGCCUAUCCUCCAGGAGCGGGGGCGGCUUCUUCGGCCUGUCAAUCAUCUUUGCGGCCUUCGCCAUGCUCACUGUGUGCAUCCUGCUCAUCAUGGAAGGCCUGUCCGCCUUCCUGCACGCGCUCCGUCUGCACUGGUGAGUCUCAAACACACACGUACACACUACACAUAUACAGUGCCUUCAGAACGUAUUCUUACCCUUUCACUUAUUCCACAUUUUGUUGUGUUACAGCCUGAAUUGAACAUUUAAUGACAAAGUGAAAACAUGUUUUUAGAAAUGUUUGCAAAUUGAUUGAAAAUGAAAUACUGAAAUAUUCACAACCCUGAGUCAAUACUUUGUAGAAGCCAUACUUUGUAGCGUCUUUCUGGGUAUUUCUCUAAGAACUUUCUACACCUGCCCAUUAUUAUUUUCAAAUUCUUCAAGCUCUGUCAUAUUGGUUGUUGAUCAUUGCUAGACAACCAUUUUCAGGUUUUGACAUAGAUUUUCAAGUAAAUUUAAAUCAAAACUGUAACUCAGCCACUCAGGAACAUUCACUGUCUUCUUGGUAAGCAACUCCAGUGUAGAUUUGGCCUUGUGUUUUAGGUUAUUGUCCUGCUGAAAGGUUAAUUAAUUUCCCACUGUCUAGUGGAAAGUAGACUGAACCAAGUUUUCCUCUAGGAUUUUGCCUGUGCUUAGCUCCAUUCCAUGUAUUUUUUAUCCUGAAACACUCACCAGUCCUAAAUGAUUACAAGCAUACCCAUAACAUGAUGCAGCCACCACUAUGCUUGAAAAUAUGGAGAGUGGUACUCAGUAAUGUAUCCUAUUGGAUUUGCCCCAAACAUAACACUUUGUAUUCAGGACAAAAAGUGAAUUGCUUUGCCACAUUUUUUGCAGUGUGAUAUGUGUGGGGUACAGAGAUGAGUUAGUCAUUCAGAAAUCAUGUUAAACACUAUUAUUGCACACAGAGUGAAUCCAUGCAACUUAUUAUGUGACUUGUUAAGCACAGUUUUACUCCUGCUCUUAUUAAGCUUGCCAUAACAAAGGGGUUGAAUACUUAUGACUCAAGACAUUUCAGCUUUUCAUUUUUUAUUAAUUUGUAAAAAAUUCAAAAAACAUAAUUUCACUUUGACAUAUUGUGUAAAGGCCUGUGAAAAAAAUCUCAAUUUAAUCCAUUUUAAAUUCAAGCUGUAACACAACAAAAUGUGGAAAAAGUCAAGGGGUGUGAAUACUCUCUGCAGACACUGUACGUGUGCACACACACAUUGGGUAUACACACGCACACGCACACAGACACCCACACACACACAUUACACACACACACGUACACACACACAUAGACACUUACAGUCCACACACACACAAGAUGACAGACUCUGUAUACCGUAUCCAUGGCCCUGCGCAACCUCCAAAUUCCUUCAGUUCAUGUAGUGACUUGUGUUGCCGCCUCACUUGUAAUCCCUUGGGGUCUGCUCAUCUGUUUUCGUGUAAACUCACAGGAGAGCACACAUGGUCGGGAGGAGGAGUGGAGUGUGGAAUGCGAUGGGUAAAGACUCACAGAGUGAAUCCAGUGCCUUAGCAGAGGGGGGCGUGCCACUGACUGAUGAUCCAGUUCACAGCCCCCACAGUCUAUCUUGUUUGCAUCCCAAAUGGCACCCUAUUCCCUACAUAAUCCAAUACUUCUGACCAGGGCCCAUAUGUAGGGAAUAGGGUGCCAUUUGGGAUGCAAACUAACUGUCCAGUCUUCAUGCGAUACUCCAUUUUUCACUUUCUCUGAAGUGCCCUUUUCCCCCUGAGUUUUCCAGGGCUAGAGGUCAUAUGGAAAAAUAGCUCUGCGCAGUGUAACCAAAUAGACAGAGACUGUAGGUAGACAGGCGAGGGGCUAUCUUUUUAAGGGUUGAAGAACGAAAUAAACAAAAAACUCACUAUGGUUCUUUUUUACUUUGUUAGUGGUCUAUCUUUCUUAGGUAAAGGUUUUUGGCAUGUUACGUAAAGAGUUGGGUUUAUUUUCUUAAAACCUUCCUCGUCUGGCACUGGCUAAUAAGCACUAAUGACCAGCUUACCUCAUGGUUGGGAAAUGAGGUAUAGGAGAGUGUGUUUUUGUUGGAUGCCAGUAUGAGCUUAAUGCCUUACGCCUGCCUGCCUGCCUUUGUACUGUAGUCUGUCAGUGUUGGUACAGUGCUGUACCGCUCUCUCUCCCAAACAUCAGUCAGUCUGUCAGCUCCUUAAAAUGGCCUCCAGGGAAAUGCUAUGUAGACCACAUCACAUAAAGAAUGGGAUGCAUUCUAAAUGGCAACCAAUUCCCUAUAGUGCACUACUUUUGACCAGGACCGCAGAAAAAGUUGUGUUUCUGUGUUUUGUGUCAUAUUGUACAACAGCUGCUGAAACUUUCUCAAGCAAGAAUUGUGCUAGGAAUGGGGAGGGGAAAACUGAAAACUAUCUGUUAUUGGCAGAGAGGUUUGGAACUCUCUUUCUUAUUGGUCUAUUAAUUAAUUUAACUGGUGAUGCCACCAGUCAGGCCAUAACUCCAUCCCACCAAAACAGGCUGACAUUUCAGGCAGUCUUUUCAAACAGCUCUUGCACUAAAAAGGCAUUAUCAUAAUUUUCACAAUUUCACAGUAUUAUUCCAACAUCAUAGUGUGGAAAUAUACUGUAUAUAAAACACAGGAAAAUCAAGUCAUUGACUGCACUGGGUCUUUAAAUGCUGCCCUCUCAACUCAGACAGCUAAAUAUUUGCUGUGGUGGUUGGACAUUCCUUGGUGCUUCCCGUGCUUCCCUCGUAUGGCUGUCAGCUGAGGCCGGAGAGGAGGAGCGGGAAUUGGGAAUCCACUCUUUGUUUUUUCAAUGCAUCAAGACAUCAGGGCUGUGUCCCAAAUGGCACCCUAUUCCCUACAUAUUGCUCUGCAGUACUUUUGACCAUGGCCCAUAGAUCUCUGGUCAAAAAUAGUGCAAUAUAUAAGGAAUAGGGUGCCAUUUGGGACACAGCCCAGAAAGGGGGACUCUACCAGAGCCUGACCUUGUUCGUUUAACUCUGAAGUAUCUCACCUUGGCUUUCGGUAACUUGUAAACAUGUAAACAUUGAAGUGAACUUCUAAAUUGGUCAGCAGAGGAGGGAGGAAAGAUUGAGUUUUUGGGUGCACAGAGACCAGAGUCAUUACGUAAAGGUGGUCAGUGUGUGUUACAUUGGUCUGGGUUUACUGAUGAUUCUGACAAUAACGUCCAUAGCCUAUAUAAUUCGAAGCAUGCACCAUUGAUUUUUCUGUUCCUGGUGCCAUAUGAAAAAUACCACAAACGUCCAAAAUAUAAUCUUUCAUAAUGAAUUGAAUUUUAAUAUCUGGUUGGGUUGGUUUGCAGUUCCAGUGUACGGUCGUGGUCAAACGUUUUGAGAAUGACACAAGUAUUGGUCUUCACAAAGUUUGCUGCUUCAGUGUUUUUAGAUAUUUUUGUCAGAUGUUACUAUGGUAUACUGAAGUAUAAUUACAAGCAUUCCAUAAGUGUCAAAGGCUUUUAUUGACAAUUACAUGAAGUUUAUUAAAGAGUCAAUAUUUGCAGUGUUGACCCUUCUUUUUCAAGACCUCUGCAGUCCGCCCUGGCAUGCUGUCAAUUAACUUCUGGGCCACAUCCUGACUGAUGGCAGCCCAUUCUUGCAUAAUCAAUGCUUGGAGUUUGUCAGAAUUUGUAGGUUUUUGUUUGUCCACCCGCCUCUUUAGGAUUGACCACAAGUUCUCAAUGGGAUUAAGGUCUGGGGAGUUUCCUGGCCAUGGACCCAAAAUGUCGAUGUUUUGUUCCCCGAGCCACAUAGUUAUCACUUUUGCCUUAUGACAAGGUGCUCCAUCAUGCUGGAAAUGGCAUUGUUCGUCACCAAACUGUUCUUGGAUGGUUGGGAGAAGUUGCUCUCGGAAGAUGUGUUGGUACCAUUCUUUAUUCAUGGCUGUGUUCUUAGGUAAAAUUGUGGGUGAGCCCACUCCCUUGGCUGAGAAGCAACCCCACACAUGAAUGGUCUCAGGAUGCUUUACUAUUGGCAUGACACAGGACUGAUGGUAGCGCUCACCUUGUCUUCUCCGGACAAGCUUUUUUCUGGAUGCCCCAAACAUCAGAAAGGGGAUUCAUCAGAGAAAAUGACUUUACCCCAGUCCUCAGCAGUCCAAUCCCUGUACCUUUUGCAGAAUAUCAGUCUGUCCCUGAUGUUUUUCCUGGAGAGAUGUGGCUUCCUCGUGCCCUUCUUGACACCAGGCCAUCCUCCAAACGUCUUCACCUCACUGUGCGUGCAGAUGCACUCACAUCUUCCUGCUGCCAUUCCUGAGAAGGGCUGCACUGGUGGUGCCCAGAUCCCGCAGCUGAAUCAACUUUAGGAGAUGGUCCUGGCGCUUGCUGGACUUUCUUGGGCGCCCUGACGCCUUCUUCACAACAAUUGUACCUCUCUCCUUUAAGGUCUUGAUGAUCCGAUUGUCACGAUUGUCUUCCAAAGGAGUAGACCAAUACGCAGCGUGUUGAGCGAACAUGAUAGACUUUAUUAAUUAAAGUACCAAAACAAAUAGACGAAUCGUAAAGUCCACAGUAACAAAGACUGACAAGGAACAAAAACCCACAAACACAAAGUGAAACACAGACAGUUAAAUAUGGCUCCCAAUCAGAGACAACCAGCACACAGCUGACACUCGUAGCCUCUGAUUGGGAGUCAUUCAUUCAAACAUAGAAACAAACCCAACAGAAAUACCAACAUAGAAAUACACCCAAUGAAUGAACACACCCUGGCUCAACAUACAGAGUCCCGGAGCCAGAGCGUGACAGUACCCCCCCCUAAAGGCGCGGACUGCGACCGCGCCUCAAUACGGGCUAAACAAGGGAGGGCUGGGUGGGCAUACCUCCUCGGCGGUGGCUCUGGCUCCGGCCUUGAUCCCCACCUCCUCUCCAACCCCCCAAAGUACCCCUGGUCCUGUCUAGCCCCGUUGGCCGGAGCCGGACUGACGACACGCGCCUCUGGCUUGGUGCGUGGAGGACGAACGGGCCUUACCAGGCUGACGACGCACACCGUAGGCCUGGCGCGUGGAGCAGGGACAGGCCGGACCGGGCUGACGAAGCGCACCCCUGACUUGGUGCGGAGAGCAGGAACGGGCCGGACAGGGCUGACGAAACGCACCACAGACUUGGUGCGUGGAGCAGGAACGGGCCGGGCAGGGCUGUCGACGCACACCGUAGACUUGGUGCGUGGAGCAGGAACAGGCCGGGCAGGGCUGUCGACGCACACCGUAGACUUGGUGCGUGGAGCAGGGACAGGCCGGACCGGGCUAUGGAGACGGAUAGGAGACCUGGAGUGAAGAGCUGCCACAACCCGUCCUGGCUGGAUGCCUACCUUCACACACUCUGUGUGAGGCAUCAGCACAGGACGUACAGGGCUGUGUACCCGUACUGGCAUAACAGCACGUGACACUGGCGCAGGAUAUCCGGGACCGAGGAGAGGCACUGGAGGCCGCGAGCGCUGAGCCGGCACACUCCGUCCUGGCUGCAUGCCCACCUUCGCACAACACGUGCGGGGUGCUCGCACAGGACGUACCGGACUAUGCCGGACCACUCGCGGCACAGUGCGCAUCUCCGCACUCCGCGGAACCUGCCCAGUCUCAUGCUGCCAUGCCUGAGUACGGGGAGUUGGCUCUGCUCUCCAUCCAGGCUCCGCCAACCUGCCUUCUGGCCCCCAAAACCCGGUGGCCUUCUCUCCUCUUCUCCUAUUUCGCCCUGUGGCAGCCUCCUGCUGCCCAGUCGCCCAUGCCGUGUGCCCCCCCCUAAAAAAUUAUUGGGGGUGCCUCUCGUCCGUCCGACGAUGGCACUGCUGACGCCGCUGCUCCUCUCCUGCCUGGGUCUCCCCCUUCAUAGCCCUCCGGUACCGGACGGCCUCCUCCUCGGUGAUCUGCCCCCAACCGAGGAGGACAUCCACCAGAGUCACCUCCUGCGUGUGUUCCUGGACACGCUGCUUGGUCGUUGUAUGGUGGGUUUUUCUGUCACGAUUGUCUUCCAAAGGAGUAGACCAAUACGCAGCGUGUUGAGCGAACAUGAUAGACUUUAUUAAUUAAAGUACCAAAACAAAUAGACGAAUCGUAAAGUCCACAGUAACAAAGACUGACAAGGAACAAAAACCCACAAACACAAAGUGAAACACAGACAGUUAAAUAUGGCUCCCAAUCAGAGACAACCAGCACACAGCUGACACUCGUAGCCUCUGAUUGGGAGUCAUUCAUUCAAACAUAGAAACGAACCCAACAGAAAUACCAACAUAGAAAUACACCCAAUGAAUGAACACACCCUGGCUCAACAUACAGAGUCCCGGAGCCAGAGCGUGACACCGAUAAAUGGUUGAUUUAGGUGCAAUCUUACUAGCAGCAAUAUCCUUGCCUGUGAAACCCUUUUUGUACAAAGCAAUGAUGACGGCACGUGUUUCCUUGCAGGUAACCAUGGUUAACAAUGGAAGAACAAUGAUUUCAAGCACCACCCUCCUUUUAAAGCUUCCAGUAUGUUAUUCUAACUCAAUCAGCAUGACAGAGUGAUCUCCAGCCUUGUCCUCGUCAACACUCUCACCUGUAUUAACGAGAGAAUCACUGACAUGAUGUCAGCUGGUCCUUUUGUGGCAGUGCUGAAAUGCAGUGGAAAUGUUUUUUGGGGGAUUAAGUUCAUUUUCAUGGCAAAGAGAGACUUUGCAAUUAAUUGCAAUUGAUCUGAUCACUUUUCAUAACAUUCUGGAGUAUAUGCAAAUUGCCAUCAUAGAAACUGAGGCAGCAGACUUUGUGAAAAUUAAUAUUUGUUUCAUUCUCAACUUUUGACCAUUACUGUAGAUGAGGACAGGAAUGUUAAGACGUGAAGGGUCUCGUCUGGUCGUCUGGUCGUCUGCCUCUGGAUGCUGUGCUUAUUUUGGCCAUAUUUGGUCACCCACCGCUCUGAUAGCACGUUCCAUUCCAGGACGUUGCCUCCUAGGCGGCAGGUAACCUAGCGGUUAGAGAGGCGAGCCAGCAACCGGAGGGUUGCCAGUUUGAAUCCUGGGUCUGACGGGAAAAAUCUGCCGAGAAGUGAGAGCUGGCAACCGGAAGGUUGCAAAACUCUUAACCCCCCCCACAACAACAGCUCCCUGGGCGCCCAGUGUGGCAGCCCCCCACACCUCUCCAAAACCUGUCUAUAGAAAGUGCCUUUAGAAAGUAUUCACACCCCUUGACUUUUUCCACAUUGUGUUGUGUUACAAAGUGGGAUUAAAAUGAAUUUAAUUGUUUUUUAAAAGUCAACGAUCGCCACAAAAUACUCUGUAAUGUUAGAGUGGAAGAAAAACUCUCUAUAUUUUUGUUAAUUCAUGGAAAAUAAAACACUAUCUUGAUAAGAUAAGUAUUCAACCCCCUGAGUCAAUACAUGUUAGAAUCACCUUUGACAGCUAUUACAGCUGUGAGUCUUUCUGGGUAAGUCUCUAAGAGCUUUGCACACCUGGAUUGUGCAAUAGUUUCCCAUUAUUCUUUCAAAUAUUUGUCAAACUCUGUCAUGUUGGUUGUUGAUCAUUGCCAUUUGCCAUAGAUUUUCAAGCCAAUUUAAGUCAAAACUGUAACUAGGCCACUCAGGAACAUUCAAUGUCGUCUUGGUAAGCAACUCCAGUGUUACAGUUUUCUCUGCUAGUUUAUUGAUGUCAAGCAGUACGAAUCAGUGAGAAGUGUUCUCCCCGUUUCAUUGUUGUUUUCAGUCAUAGUUAGUAUUUCGUAUGUUUGCUGUCAUCCUGUUUUUGGAGACCAAUUUGCUCCACCUUUAUUUGUAUAAGUCUGUUAUUUUGUAUCCUGGAUUUGGGACCACAAGUAAAGAUCCUUGUUUCACCAUCUUUGCCUACUGUGUAUCCUGCACCGCACCUGGGCCUUGGGUUUUAGGUUAUUGUUCUGCUGAAAGGUGAAUUUGUCUCCCAGUGUCUUUUGGAAAGCAGACUGAACCAGGUUUUCCUCUAGGAUUUUGCCUGUGCUUAGCUCUAUUCCAUUUAUUUUUAUCCUACGAAAACUCCCUAGUCCUUGCCGAUGGUGAUGGUGCCAGGUUUCCUCCAGACGUGACGCUUAGCAUUCAGGCCAAAGAGUUCAAUCUUGGUUUCAUCAGACCAGAGAAUCUUGUUUCUCAUGGUCUGAGAGUCCUUUAGGUGCCUUGUGGCAAACUCCAAGCGGGCUGUCAUGUGCCUUUUACUGAAGAGUGGCAUCCAUCUGGCCUCUCUACCAUAAAGGACUGAUUGGUGGAGUGCUGCAGAGAUGGUUGUCCUUCUGGAAGGUUCUCCCAUCUCUACAGAGGAACUCUGGAGCUCUGUCAGAGUGACCAUCGGGUUCUUUGUCACCUCCCUGACCAAGGCCCUUCUCCCCCGAUUGCUCAAUUUGGCCGGGCGGCCAGCUCUAGGAAGAGUUGGUGAUUCCAAACAUCUUCCAUUUAAGAAUGAUGGAGGCCACUGUGUUCUUGGGGACCUUCAAUGCUUCAGAAAUGUUUUGGUACCCUUCCCCAGAUCUGUACCUCGACACAAUCCUUUCUCGGAGCUCUACGGACAAUUCCUUUGCUCUGACGUGCACUGUCAACUGUGGGACCUUAUACAGACAGUUGUCUGCCUUUCCAAAUCAUUUCCAAUCAAUUGAAUUUACCACCGGUGGACUUCAAUUAAGUUUUAGAAACAUCUCAAGGAUGAUCAAUGGAAACAGGAUGCACCUGAGCUCAAUUUCGAGUCUCAUAGCAAAGGGUCUGAAUACUUAUGUAAAUAAGGUAUCUUUCUUUUAUUUUUUACAUUUGCAAACAUUUCUAAAAACCUGUUUUCACUUUGUCAUUAUGGGGUAUUGUGUGUAGACUGAUGAGGGACAUAAAAAAAAAAAAAAAAAAUACAUAAAAUAAAGCUGUAAUGUAACAAAAUGUGGAAAAAGGGAAGGGGUCUGAAUACUUUCCGAAUUCACUGUAUGCGUAUCUUUCGGCAGGGUUGGGUUAAAAACGGAAGUACAAUUUCGGUUGGACCUUGUGUGCAAUUCACUAUAAUUAUCUUAAUCUUAAUCCCUCUGCCCUUGCUUACUUCCCUUGGCAGAUUUGAUAGAACUACAUAGGGGAAAUCAGUAUGAUGGAAACUAGUUGGAGCUAUUGCUUACUUCCACCCAUCCAGUUAUCUCAGAUCUGCCAGAGGAGUGAAUGAGGACAGAGGAGAGAGGGAAUAAAGUGCAGCCUCAGUCACUGGUAAAAUACUGGCGUCUCCCCUCCCCCCCUCCCUCCCCACUCCUACCCCCUCUCUGGGAAAAAACCUGAUAGCUUUAUCAAAGGAUGAUCGACAAGGGGCUAGCUACAUGUAGCUUAGCAGUAUAACAUAUCAGUCAUAUAAUUCAAAUGCAAAUGGAAGGGUUCCACUUUUUAAAAAGUCAUUUUUAUCCUUUUCUUAAUGUAAAUAUUGUUAGGUAAGCACACAAAAAGAAGUUGACUUCACUAGGCUUCUCACCAGUUGUCAGCAAGUGGAAGCUGCUGUGUAUGUUGCGUUCAGCCAGUUGAAAAGAUAUUCAGCAACUGUUGGGUAGGACAAUCCACCUUGAAAGCAAAGUAGUGACAGCAUUAAUUUUUCUCUGCAGUGGAUCCAGGAGUUAAAAUGUUUAUUCUUUAAGGUUUGUCCUUAUUCAGAGAGGAGAUGGUGUUACUGCCAAGCAUCUGGCCUCGUAACUGAGGAAAGAACAUGCUGCUUGUUAAAGACUGAAAUGUGGGAUAAUGGUGCCGUUCAAAGACCGUCCAAGUUUAUUUUAGGCUUUUCGACUCGCGUCCAGGAAAUGGUGGACCAAGUAUCGUAAUUGACUAUGAUACUUCGUAAUUGGUCUUGAAAUCCGAGAGGCAACCAUUUUUUUUUUGUGUGUUGUAAACCACUGAUAUUUUGAGGUCCUUUUUGUCUCUUUUUUUAGGGUGGAGUUCCAGAAUAAGUUCUACACGGGGCAGGGCUUCAAGUUCGUCCCCUUCUCCUUCGAGAGCAUCCUGGAGGGGCGAUUCGAUGAGUAAACUAGCUCGGCCCCUCCCUGACAAAUCCCAGACGAACAUCCCCCACCCCCAGGCUUUUUCUCUAUAAACGUUUCUGCAUGGACCCCCAAACUGCAGCUCUCUUACCCCCUCUAGGAGUCAUGUUGUGACGUGUCGGUUCGUGAGUUGUGUAUCUAUGCUCCUCUUUGCUCCACUCCAUCCUCGCAAUGUUGUGAAGUGUUGUUGUUUUCCAUUUUCAAGAAACUCCCUCCUCCUUCCGUGAUGCCAUAAGAAGUUGCUACAUUAAAAGGAGAUGACCUUGUGUGUGUCGUGUUUCACCCAUGAGUUUAUCAUUUGCUCUUCAUUCAUAUGAAAGAUGGUCAUGGAGGGUUAUUAGACAACACCUUUCAAUUGACUGGUAAUCUCCUGCAUAUGGCUAUGUAAUGACAGCUGUUUACAACAUGUGUAUGUAAUGAUGUUAUCCCAUAACACUACUGAUACUUACGUCAUUCAAUUUUGUGAAAGUGGUGAAGAGACAAAAUGAUGGGUCGGUGACAAAGUAGCAACGCUGUCAGUUUAUUCUAUGGCAUCCUAUGGCAUCUGCAUUCCCUCAAUGUGACUGGUGUAAAAUGUUCUGGUAUAUCUAUUCAAAGAGAAUGUCCCCUGUGUGUUGUGGCUCUCCCUGUAUGUAUUGUUUUGUGCAGCAUGACCUAGCUAUUAGCGUGACCGUGUCAAGAGGAAAUCAUAACAGAUGCUUCCUGCUAAGGAUAUGACCAAAUUGAGAUGGAGAGAUUAUGGGGACAUGUUCAGAAGCAGUUUGAUUUUACUGUAUUUUCUGAACCCACUCCAUUGAGGAGCAGGCAGGGCAAUAUUUAAAUCAAACAUAAAAGGCGUUUCUAUUGGUUACUGUACUGUACUAAUUUACUUUCCCCUACUUGCAGCUACAGUAUGAGGAUACACUGUAUUGUUGUUUAUGAUACUGUAGGACUUACACAUCAUAUUAUUUCAAAUGCUAGAUUUAUAGAUUUAUAGUAGCCUAUUCUACCCUUAAACUCAUAUGAUGAAAACAACACUCUCUUUGGUUCAUAUCGGUGGUUGUGUGUGAUGUGGGCUGUCAAGUAAUGAAACAUAUCUAUCAAAAUACACACAUUAAGUCCUCUCUAGUACAAUCCUGUGGUUUGUAGUCAUUAACAAAUAUUGAUUUUGUAUUAUUUUCAUUCUGUGAAUACAUAUUUUAACCGGUUGUCAAUGUGGUCAUAUGAAUUGUUGUGUUGUGCGUAUGUGUGCGUGUGCAUUUGUGCAUGCCUGCAGAAGGGAUUGGCCUCUAUUAAAAAAAAAGUCCUGUUGUUAACGAUCGAAUUUACUCUGCAGUGUAAAAUUAUUAUUUUUUACAUGUGCUCUGUCAGUUGACGUUUGUACAUGAUAGCAGUCAGAUGUGCAGCUAAACGUGUAUGUGACCAAUACAAUUU
Coregonus sp. 'balchen' is the source of this 36706-nucleotide messenger RNA. NCBI's taxonomy places the organism in Eukaryota, Metazoa, Chordata, Actinopteri, Salmoniformes, Salmonidae. The record is from the annotation of a GenBank genome assembly.